Molecule: messenger RNA, 2005 nt
Organism: Cladophialophora immunda
Lineage: Eukaryota; Fungi; Ascomycota; Eurotiomycetes; Chaetothyriales; Herpotrichiellaceae
Exons: 5
Coding region: 146-1861 (571 amino acids)
Biological process (GO): arachidonate metabolic process
Cellular component (GO): membrane
Source: RefSeq, a predicted model, not a curated record
GCGAGACCCGUCCAGUUGCAGUGCACGACUUGGCAGCUGUUAGCCCGAAAAGUAUGUUCGUGAGCGUUCAGUAUUGCCACGACGGCAGUACAAAAGCCUCGUUGCCAGUUGUUAUGCUGAUUCUGUGUUCUCUUCGUCUCUAUCCAUGGCGCUAGCAUCUCACCCAGCCUCCGAGGUUGCCGGCAUUGAGGAGACCAGGGACCUCGACACAACCGGUCUCUGCCUCUUGUCUCUUGAUGGCGGGGGGGUCCGAGGGCUUUCGAGCCUGUACAUCCUCAAAGGCCUCAUGACGAGGCUGAACUUUGAGCGACAAGCCGUUGGACUCGCCAGAGUGAAACCUUGCGACAUAUUUGACCUGAUCGGCGGUACGAGCACGGGAGGAAUCAUUGCCAUCAUGUUAGGUCGACUGGAGAUGGACGUGGACGAAUGCAUCAAGGAGUACAAAGUCAUGAUGAAAAAGGUCUUCAAGAACAAGAGGAAUGCAUUUUUCGUGUCCAUCACCGGCAACGUCAAGGCCCGGUUCUCGUCCAAGACGCUGGAGACGGCCGUCAAGGAAGUUCUGAGGAGCAAAGGGUUCAAGGAAGACGACCUUCUUCUGGACGAAGAAAACCCCGAAGCUGCCGGAAAGUGCAAAGUUUUCGUCUGUGCUAAAUCCCAGGAGGGGAACCACAUCAGACGGCUGAAGAGCUACAACGUGCAAGGGAGACAGGAUGAAGACAACCCCAGGAUCUGGGAAGCGGCUCUGGCCACCUCGGCGGCGCCGUCAUUCUUCGACCCCGUGCAGAUCGGAGCGUGCAGCUACGUCGACGGGGCCAUCGGGGCCAACAACCCGGUCAACCAGGUGGAGGAGGAGGCGGCGGACAUCUGGUGCGAAGACACGGGCCGCCUGCAGCCGAUUGUGAAAUGCUUCAUUUCGGUCGGGACGGGCCAUGCGGACUUCACGACGAUCAAGAACAGCUCGUUGAGGUCGGUGGCGCACAGCAUCGAGAAGGUCGCCACGGAAACCAAGGCCACGGACAACGAAUUCACCGGCCGAUGGCGGGAGCACCUCGACACCCGCUAUUUCCGGUUCAACGUCGAGGAGGGCCUGCACAGCGUCCGCCUGGCCGAGUACAAGCAAGAGGCCGUCAUCGACGCCGGCACCCGCCUCUACCUGGACGGUCAUGGCGUGAAGCGCAAGGUCAGGGCGUGCGUGCAGAACCUGAGACAGAAACGAUAUGAGCCCGAUCGGGCCUUUUGCCUGGAGCAGACGAAGCUCCAGGAGUUGCGAGAGAAGAGCGAGCAGCGGGACCGCGACCGCCCCAAGAUGCUGGGCACCACGAGCGAAAUAUCCGAACUGGUCGAGAGGGGCGACGCCAACCGACGAAAGGCCCCCAGCAUGGUCAACAAGGAGGACCUCCUCAGCGCGCAGGAGGACUUCACGCGCGCGCUCCGGGGGAUGAAUUCGCAGACCCCGCCGCCCAAGGCCAAGGAGUUUGCCCGCGUCUACCAGAAGCUGAUGUCCACGUCGCUGCGCCUCAGCCACCUCCUCGCCUUCACUGAGACGGAGCGCCUGGCGUACGUGCGCGAGGCCGAGAAGCACGGCACCUUCGCCAUGGAGCACGCCCUCCGCUCGCAGAACGACCAGCGCGUCACCCAGAUGCGGUUCUACAUGGCGUGCGUGCACGCGCGGGAGGUCUGCCUGAUGGCCGAGACGGGCAGUCUGCAGGGCGAGGCGCUGGGCUCGAGGCGCGACCGGGCGUCCGAGGAUCUCUCGGUCGCGUUGAGCGAGCUCCAGAGCUUCGAGGACAUGGACUUGGCCGUCUACGAAGUCAUGGCGCGGGAGUACAGCCAGGCGUUAUCGCGUGGAGCGCGGGCGUGAGGUAUGGGCAUCACGGGAAGAUGUUGAUCGAUUCUUUCGGCGGGAAGGGGAUUCAUGUUUUUACUUGGGCCGAAUAUUUGUACUCAUGAUGAUCAAUAGCAUGUAUGUAUGUAUGUCAAUGAUUGCCCACACCGGAAGGGGCAG